AUGGUCACUAUACGUAUGCUUCUGAUUCUUGCUGUCAACCGGAAAUGGCCAAUGCUCCAAUUAGACGUCUCAAAUGCGUUUCUUCACGGCGACCUUUCUGAGGAUAUCUAUAUGCGACAGCCACCCGGUUUUGAAGAUCCUCAACAUCCCACCGCCGUUUGUAAACUGCACAAGUCCCUGUAUGGCCUCAAACAAGCCCCGCGACAGUGGUUUCAAAAAUUCACCAACUUCCUACAAUCUCGCGGUUUCAGGUUUAGUCGUUCCGACCCCUCCCUUUUAAUUUACAACAAAUCCAAUGUUCACAUUUUUCUACUCAUUUACGUGGACGAUAUACUCGUUACUGGUAACGAUCCCGCACAAAUCCAGCUUCUUCUUCAAGAUCUUCAUUCCCAUUUUGCUCUUAAACAGCUCGGCCAGAUUUCGCUGUUUCUCGGUAUUCAAGUGACUCGAACAGCAAAUGGAUUCUUCCUCAAUCAAGGACACUACGCGCAGAAACUCAUUCAGGAUGCCGGCCUCACCGAUUGCAAAGCCGCUCCUACUCCUAUAACUCCGGCCUCCAAGCAUUCGCCCGCUGACAGUCCACCGUUUCGCGACGCCUACCUCUAUCGUCGUCUCGCGGGCUCUCUUCAAUACCUCUCCAUCACUCGACCAGACAUUGCAUUCGCAACUAAUCAAGCUUGUCAACAUAUGCAACAUCCGACUGAUCAUGAUUUUCAAAAUAUCAAACGGAUUCUACGAUAUGUGAAGGGUACCUACGCCUACGGACUUCCUAUCACACCCGGCGACAUCACUCUUCGCACCUUCACCGACGCCGACUGGGCUUCCGAUCACAGCGAUCGGAAAUCCGUCUCAGGAUUCUGCACUUUCAUGGGACCAAAUCUUCUCUCCUGGUCCGUUAAGAAACAGGCAACGGUUGCCAAGUCUUCUACAGAGGCGGAAUAUCGAGCUCUCUCGGCAGCCACGUCGGACGUUCUUUGGCUUCGGCGUCUCGCAGAGGAACUCCUCCUUCGGCAAACAGAAUCAACCAUUAUACACUGUGAUAAUCUCUCCGCCAUUGCUAUCGCGAGAAAUCCGGUAUUUCACGCCCGCACCAAGCACAUCGAAAUCGACUUUCAAUUCAUCCGGCAACAUCUUCUCACUGGGAACAUUCGCAUACAGCACAUUGAGUCUCAAGAACAGAUUGCCGAUAUUCUUACAAAGUCUUUUUCCAGUUCUCGCUUCGAUUAUCUCGUCUCCAAAUUGACCAUUCGUCCGACGAAUGAUCAAUUUGAGGGGGAAUGUGAGCACACAGUUUAA
This is a messenger RNA of Dendrobium catenatum, 1296 nucleotides long. RefSeq lists its product as uncharacterized. The record is from RefSeq and is a predicted model, not a curated record. The coding region runs from base 1 to 1296 and encodes 431 amino acids. NCBI's taxonomy places the organism in Eukaryota, Viridiplantae, Streptophyta, Magnoliopsida, Asparagales, Orchidaceae. The transcript has a single exon.